CUCCGCGCGAGCGGCGCUACGGUGGCCGGCGGGGCUGCGGGCGGGCUCGGCCGCUCCGCGUCCCGCCAUGGGCGGCCGCAUCGAGUGCGUGUUCUUCAGCGAGUUCCACCCCACGCUGGGGCCCAAAAUCACCUACCAGGUCCCCGAGGACUUCAUCUCCCGGGAGCUGUUUGACACCAUCCAGGUGUACGUCAUCACGAAGCCCGAGCUGCAGAACAAGCUGAUCACCGUGACGGCCAUGGAGAAGAAGCUGAUCGGCUGCCCCGUGUGCAUCGAGCACAAGAAGUACAGCCGGAACGCUCUGCUCUUCAACCUGGGCUUUGUGUGCGACGCCAGAGCCAAGGCCUGCGCGCUGGAGCCCAUCGUGAAGAAGCUGGCUGGCUACCUCACCACCCUGGAGCUGGAAAGUGGAUUUAUCUCCAAUGAGGAGAGUAAGCAGAAGCUGGUUCCCAUCAUGACCAUCCUGCUGGAGGAGCUGAAUGCCAAAGGGAAGUGCACCCUGCCCAUAGAUGAGUCGAACACCAUCCACCUGAAGGUGAUUGAGCAGCGCCCAGACCCCCCCAUCGUGCAGGAGUAUGAUGUCCCUGUCUUCACCCAGGACAAGGAUGACUUCUUCAAUUCCCAGUGGGAUCUCACCACGCAGCAGAUCCUGCCCUACAUCGAUGGCUUUCGGCACGUCCAGAAGAUUUCGGCGGAAGCUGAUGUGGAGCUGAACUUGGUGCGCAUCGCUGUGCAGAACCUGCUGUACUACGGGGUUGUCACACUUGUCUCCAUACUCCAGUACUCCAAUGUCUACUGCACCACACCGAAGGUACAGGACCUGGUGGAUGACAAGUGCCUCCAGGAGGAGUGUCUGUCCUAUGUCACCAAACAAGGGCACAAGCGAGCCAGCCUCAGGGAUGUCUUCCAGCUGUACUGCGGGCUGAGCCCUGGCACCACCGUGCGAGACCUCAUCUCCCGCUACACCCUGCAGCUCCAGAGGGUGGAUGAGAGGAGGCUUAUCCAGUUUGGUUUGAUGAAGGGCCUUAUCCGGCGGCUCCAGAAAUACCCUGUCAAGGUGGCCCGGGACGAGCGGAGCCACCCAGCCCGGCUGUACACGGGCUGCCACAGCUACGACGAGAUCUGCUGCAAGACUGGCAUGAGUUACAAGGAGCUGGAUGAGCGCCUGGAGAACGACCCCAACAUCAUCGUGUGCUGGAAGUGACGCAGCGGUGGCGCUCGCUAGAGCUGCGUCCCCUCUGUCCCCUCUGUCCCCUCUGUCCCCUCUGUCCCCUCUGUCCCCUCUGUCCCCUCUGUCCCCUCUAUCCCCUCUGUCCCCU
Taeniopygia guttata (zebra finch) is the source of this 1319-nucleotide messenger RNA. It is a transcript of the gene NPRL2, whose product is annotated as NPR2 like, GATOR1 complex subunit. Gene Ontology annotation, molecular function: GTPase activator activity. The record is from RefSeq and is a predicted model, not a curated record. Gene Ontology annotation, biological process: cellular response to amino acid starvation; negative regulation of TORC1 signaling; positive regulation of autophagy. Gene Ontology annotation, cellular component: vacuolar membrane; GATOR1 complex. NCBI's taxonomy places the organism in Eukaryota, Metazoa, Chordata, Aves, Passeriformes, Estrildidae.